AUGGAUUUUAAAACAAAAAACCACCAAUCUGUCAAUCAAACCUUUCAAUCUAUGCAACAACUUUACAAAUUGAAGAAGAUGAUAGCUACCCGUCUUCAACAAAUCAACAAGCCCGCGAUUAAGACAAUUCAGAGUUCUGAUGGCGAUAUCAUAGACUGUGUUUUGACGCAUAAACAACCGGCUUUUGAUCAUUCUUUAUUGAAAGGAGAAAAACCAAUGGAUCCUCCUCAAAGUCUAAGAAGGCAUAAUCAAAUAGAAAAUACUAGUGAUCACUUUCAAUUAUGGAGUUUAUCGGGUGAAUCAUGUCCUGAUGGAACAAUUCCAAUUAGAAGAAUAACAGAAGAAGACAUUUUAAGAGCUUACUCUAUCAAUAGCUUUGGAAGAAAAUUCGCGGGUCCUUACGUACAUGAAUAUGCAAUUGUAUCAGAGGAAAAUAAUAUGUUCUAUGGAGCUGAGGGUGCCAUAAACGUGUGGACACCCUAUGUAGAAAGUUCGAAGGAAUUUAGCGUGGCGCAAAUGUGGCUUGUCGCUGGUACACCUGGAAAAGAUCUCAACAGCAUUGAAACUGGUUGGCAGGUCUACCCGCAACUCUACGGUGACUACCACACUAGAUUUUUUAUUUAUUGGACGGGUGAUGAUUAUAAAAGCACUGGGUGCUACAAUUUAAUGUGUCCAGGCUUUGUUCAAACUAACAAAAAAUAUGUAAUUGGAGGUACAAUUUCUACGAUUUCAACAUAUAAGGGAAAGCAAUAUUCCAUGCCCUUAAAGAUCUUGAAGGAUAAUAAAACUGGAAAUUGGUGGCUUGGAUAUGGAUAUGGAUCUGAAAAUUUAAUUGGGUACUGGCCGUCCAAGUUGUUCACACACUUGAAGCAUGCUGCAAAUGAAGUUAAUUUUGGUGGAGAAAUAGUGAAUUUCAAAACAACAGGGUCUCACACUUCCACCGUAAUGGGGAGUGGAAACUUUCCUGAAGAGGGUUUUGGAAAAGCUGCAUAUAUUAAAAAUAUGCAAGUUAUAGAUGAUGAUUACAACUUGAUUCCCUUGAAAAAUCCUAGGCAUAUAGUAUCAAAUUUUUAUUGUUAUAGGACGGUACAAGGAGAUACUAAUCCGAAGUGGGGGUAUCACAUUUACUUUGGUGGACAUGGCAAGGGUAAAAAUUGUCCCUAA
Messenger RNA from Vicia faba (fava bean), 1164 nucleotides. NCBI's taxonomy places the organism in Eukaryota, Viridiplantae, Streptophyta, Magnoliopsida, Fabales, Fabaceae. The record is from the annotation of a GenBank genome assembly.